UGAUAAAACGGUUGUUUCAUCAAAUACUCUCUGCAGUAGCUCAUUAUCAUACAUGUGAGAUUGUCAUCGGAGAUAUAAAACCAAAAUACUUGCAAAUGACGUCAAAUAUGGAGAUCAAGCUAGCUGACUUCGGUUUCGCCGGUUCAUUUGAAGAUCCUUGGACAACUUAUCCUAUAAAAACUUCAGAGUACAGUGCUCCUGAACUUCUUUUUGGAUCACGUCGAUAUUCAAAGGAAGCUGAUAUGUGGUCUGUCGGUUGUGUAUUUGGAGAGAUGGUCACUGGGAAACCUGUAUUCCAGGGCAAAUCUCAAGAGGACCAAUUGAAGUCAACUUUUCGUUUGUUAGGUACCCCAACUGAGGAAUCCUGGCCUCGAUUGACUGAGAUAUGUAGUCGUAGGACGCUUUCAUGCUUUCCCAAAUGUGAACCAAUG
Molecule: messenger RNA, 431 nt
Organism: Neltuma alba
Lineage: Eukaryota; Viridiplantae; Streptophyta; Magnoliopsida; Fabales; Fabaceae
Product: cell division control protein 2 homolog
Exons: 4
Biological process (GO): protein phosphorylation
Molecular function (GO): ATP binding; protein kinase activity
Source: RefSeq, a predicted model, not a curated record